GUGUCCCGGUUCCGGUUCCGGGGCUCGGUUCCGGUUCCGGGUCCGUGCGGGUCGGGGUCCGGCUGCGGGUCCGGUCCGGUGGCGGUGGUGGUGGUGGGCGGCGGGUCCGGCGGCGCGGCGCAAGAUGGCGGACCUGGAGGCGGUGCUGGCGGACGUGAGCUACCUGAUGGCCAUGGAGAAGAGCCGCGCCGCGCCCGCCGCCCGCGCCAGCAAGAGGAUCCUGCUGCCCGAGCCCAGCAUCCGCAGCGUGAUGCAGAAGUACCUGGAGGACCGGGGGGAGCUGACGUUCGACAAGAUCUUCACGCAGAAGAUCGGGUACCUGCUCUUCCGGGACUUCGCCUUUAACCAGGCAGAGGAGGCCAAGCCCCUGAUGGAGUUUUAUGAGGAGAUCAAGAAGUAUGAGAAGCUGGACUCGGAGGAGGAGCGGAGCACCCGGAGCCGCCACAUCUUCGACCAUUACAUCAUGAAGGAGCUGCUGGCCUGCUCCCAUCCCUUCUCCAAGAGUGCCACGGAGCACGUCCAGAGCCGCCUGAGCAAGAAGCAGGUGCCCCCGGACCUCUUCCAGCCUUACAUUGAGGAGAUCUGCCAGAACCUGCGGGGAGGCAUCUUCCAGAAGUUCAUUGAGAGUGACAAGUUCACACGGUUCUGCCAGUGGAAGAACGUGGAGCUGAACAUCCAUCUCACCAUGAACGACUUCAGCGUUCACCGGAUCAUCGGCCGCGGCGGAUUCGGGGAGGUCUACGGCUGCCGGAAAGCGGAUACAGGCAAAAUGUACGCCAUGAAGUGCUUGGACAAGAAACGCAUCAAGAUGAAGCAGGGCGAGACCCUGGCCCUCAACGAGCGCAUCAUGUUGUCCCUCGUCAGCACCGGGGACUGCCCCUUCAUCGUGUGCAUGUCCUACGCCUUCCACACGCCCGACAAGCUCAGCUUCAUCCUCGACCUCAUGAAUGGGGGAGACCUGCAUUAUCACCUGUCCCAGCACGGAGUCUUCUCGGAGGCAGAGAUGAGGUUCUACGCAGCUGAGAUCAUCCUGGGCCUGGAGCACAUGCACAGCCGCUUCGUGGUGUACCGAGACCUCAAGCCAGCAAACAUCCUCCUGGACGAGUUUGGGCACGUCCGCAUCUCAGACCUGGGCCUGGCCUGUGACUUCUCCAAGAAGAAGCCUCAUGCCAGUGUGGGCACCCAUGGGUACAUGGCUCCGGAGGUGCUGCAGAAAGGAGUGGCAUACGACAGCAGCGCCGACUGGUUCUCACUGGGCUGCAUGCUCUUCAAGCUGCUCCGGGGCCACAGCCCCUUUCGGCAGCACAAGACCAAGGACAAGCAUGAGAUCGACCGUAUGACCCUCACCAUGGCCGUCGAGCUGCCCGAUUCCUUCUCCCCGGAGCUCCGUUCCCUGCUCGAGGGGCUGCUGCAGCGGGACGUGAACCGGCGCCUGGGCUGCAUGGGCCGCGGGGCUCAGGAGGUGAAGGAGGAGCCCUUCUUCAAGGGGCUGGACUGGCAGAUGGUUUUCCUGCAGAAGUACCCACCGCCCCUGAUCCCACCCCGCGGCGAGGUGAACGCGGCCGAUGCCUUCGACAUCGGCUCCUUCGAUGAGGAGGACACCAAAGGCAUCAAGCUCCUGGAGAGCGACCAGGAGCUGUACCGCAACUUCCCGCUCACCAUCUCGGAGCGGUGGCAGCAGGAGGUGACGGAGACCGUGUUCGAGGCCGUCAACGCCGACACCGACAAGCUGGAGGCUCGCAAGAAGGCCAAGAACAAGCAGUUGGGCCAUGAGGAGGAGUACGCCAUGGGCAAGGACUGCAUCAUGCACGGGUACAUGGCCAAGCUGGGCAACCCCUUCCUGACGCAGUGGCAACGCCGCUACUUCUACCUCUUCCCCAACCGCCUGGAGUGGCGCGGGGAGGGCGAGUCGCCGUCCCUGCUCACCAUGGAGGAGAUCGACUCGGUGGAGGAGACGCAGGUGAAGGAGCGGAAGUGCAUCCUGCUCCGCAUCCGCGGGGGCAAGCAGUUCGUGCUGCAGUGCGAUAGCGACCCCGAGCUGGUGCAGUGGCGGAAGGAGCUGCGGGACGCCCAGCGCCAGGCGCAGCAGCUCCUGCAGCGGGUGCCGCGGAUGCAGAACAAGCCCCGCUCGCCCGUGGUGGAGCUCAGCAAAGUGCCGUUCAUCCAGCGCUCCACCAACGGGCUCUGACCGCUGCCUGCGGCCCCCCCAUCCCAGCCCCGUCCCUCCUCUUAUUUAUUGGGUUGGGUUCCCGUGUGCCCAUGGCUCCCGGAGGACGCCCGGUGCCGGUCUCCCUCGGAGGGGACACGGCUGCGGAGCUGGCGCUGGGGGCCACGCUCCAGCACAGCUCCCCGGUGCGCGUGGUCCCCCCCCCCAUCUCUCCGGCUCAGAUGAAGGUAGCCCCCGCGGCCCCGCUCCGUGCCCACCCGCUUCGCCACCGCUCCGUGUGUGCCAAAUGGGGCGAGCGGGGUGCCCAGCGCCGGCCGGGCAGGGACCCGGUCAGCUCAUCCCUCCCCAUCCCAUCGUCGCCUUUGCCCCUUGUGUGGGGGCCGAGUCCUUGGUGUGAGUGAGUGAAGGUGUGAGUGUGCCCCAGGGGGACCCCUGUAAAUACGGUGCCACGGGUCCCCCAUGCCCCCCGGCUCUGCCCCUGCCACCCCCUUGGGUAAGGGGGAGGGAAACACUCCC
Pezoporus flaviventris is the source of this 2683-nucleotide messenger RNA. RefSeq names its product G protein-coupled receptor kinase 2 (gene GRK2). Bases 125 to 2188 code for a protein of 687 amino acids. The record is from RefSeq and is a predicted model, not a curated record. The transcript is spliced from 21 exons. NCBI's taxonomy places the organism in Eukaryota, Metazoa, Chordata, Aves, Psittaciformes, Psittacidae. Gene Ontology annotation, molecular function: ATP binding; G protein-coupled receptor kinase activity; G protein-coupled receptor binding. Gene Ontology annotation, biological process: G protein-coupled receptor signaling pathway; protein phosphorylation; regulation of signal transduction.